UUUAUUUACAUAGCCAAAAUACGGACGGCCGGCCAUCUGAGGACAACCCGUCGAAAAUAUGAACAUGGGUAGUCACCGGGCUGAAAGACCACAAAAAAAUCGCUUUUCAGUAAUUAGUUGAAGAUAUUUUACAGAGUGAAGGUUUACACUAUAAAAGAUCCUAAGGCAGAUUUUUAACUGAUUAGCCUAUUAUAGGGCAGACGGUCAGUGCUCUCGUGUGUGCGGGUGCACUGCGCGAAUUCGCUUUCUAGGGAGACAUCCUCUGUUCUACGACACACAGACCCUUUUAAGAUGGAGUUUAGCGAGAGGAAAAGAAGACGCAAAUCUCAGAGCUUCAAACUGGUCCAAGAGCAAGAUUUAAACUCUGGGAGUUUUGACAGUGACGUCAAUAUACACGUCAAUGGAGAGUCCAAAGAUGCGACCAUGCCCGAAGCCUGGCUGGGUGAUGAGGGUAUGGAGAUCAAGCGACAGAUCACAGGCAUGAUGCGUCUGCUGAGUGACAAGGCCGGUCGGGUGUACCAGCGUGUGGGAGCUGAGGGGGACAGUCUCAAACAGGAGCCCCAGGAGGAGCACCAGAGCUGGGAACAGCUUGCUACUUUGCCCCCUGUCUUGGAAGAGUGCCAGAUGAGUGUCUGGAGACCAGCAGAGGAAUCGGAGGCCCCUCCCUUGCCUGUGUCCACCCCGGUCCCCAAAUGCGAGGGGUCUGGCAAAUACGGCACCCGCUCCAAGACCCAGAGGAUGCUUAACACCAAAGGCGCAGUCAAAACAAAUGACGUGGACCAGGCUGUGGUAGACGCUCCCUGUUGCAUGUGCAACUGUAAGAGCACCUUACAAGCCAUUCUACAGGAGCUCCGAGCUAUGAGGAGGCUAAUGCAGACACAGAAAGGUGUCCAGGAGAAGCAGGAGCACACAAGCCCUCCCUGCCCGCCUUGCCCCGUACCCCCAGCGCUGCGGCGUAGAUCCCGCAAGAGACGCCCUGUCCACAAGGUGGCUCCACUCACUGCUCCUAAGAGGGCAGCUGUCCUCCCUCUCCCCCCCUGUGUACCACUGGAGAGGCUGAGCAGAGACACGGAGAGACCUGUGCUCACGCCCACCUUAACUGCUCUCGCCGCCUCACCUGACCUCUCUGCACAAACCCUGUCCAUGCAGAACAAGCCCAUCCAGCGCCUUGACGUGCACUCUUCUAGCUACAGACAACCCAAAGGUCUGCAGACCCCAGAGAGUGAGGUUCGCCUAGCGGAGGACUAUGAUGUGUUUAUCCCCAAAGCCCAGCUAGAUUCAAUCCUGGUCAACUACACACGAUCUGGGAGCCUGCUCUUCAGGAAGCUGGUGUGCGCGUUCUUUGACGACAACACACUCGCUAACUCACUGCCCAACGGCAAGAGGAAGAGAGGUCUGAACGACCACAGAAAAGGACUUGACCAGAACAUUGUUGGGGCUAUUAAAGUAUUUACAGAGAAGUACUGCACAGCUCACAGAAUAGAGAAGUUGCCAGGCCCGCGGGACUGGGUUCAGAUUCUGCAGGACCAGAUCAAACUGGCACGCAGACGCCUAAAGAGAGAUAUAUGCAUCUAUUCCACCCUUUUGCUGUCUCUAUCAAUAACUACAAGAAGCAUUUGGUUGCUGUCAUUGCUGCUAAAGAAUCUCUUCAGCUUUCUGGAGAAAUGGAGAGGGAGUUUCUAACAACAGGCCCUGACUCCAACAAGCCAGGACGUUUGGUUGAGGUGGGGAAGAAUGUGACUGAUUGAUGCUGCGAAACAACGACUUGAAGAUGAAACGUACAUAUAUGUUGUUCCACUAACUAGAUACGUUGUGCCCCCAAGUCCAUUUUGGAAGAUGUUUGGUUCUUUUACAGCUCUGAUAAAUAGGUGUUGGGGGUUGUUGCCUCUUUAUGACUGUUUAUUUGAAAACAAAGAUGGAAAACUUCCUUGCUAAAGACCCUCACCCCCUUUCGUCCAACAAAAUAAAAGGAAAAUAUC
Molecule: messenger RNA, 1979 nt
Organism: Esox lucius (northern pike)
Lineage: Eukaryota; Metazoa; Chordata; Actinopteri; Esociformes; Esocidae
Gene: bend7
Product: BEN domain containing 7
Exons: 10
Coding region: 292-1683 (463 amino acids)
Molecular function (GO): DNA binding
Source: RefSeq, a predicted model, not a curated record